AUGGGGAUUUGUGUAUCAAAAUAACCAAAAAUUUAAAGAAUAGAAGGAAAUAUAUAAUAAUUAAAUAAACUUGGUGGAUGUUACUCUAAAAAUAAGAUAAAGCAAGGAAUAUGGAUUGAAGAAAUAUCAAAGAUAGAUCUUAAACUUGUUGAAAUGGGAGAAUAUUUUAAUGGUUAAAGAAUAGGAAAGUGGAUGUGCUUUUCGAAGGAUAAAAAAAUGUACUUAUUAUUCUAAAAAAGAAAUGCAGGUGGAUCAUAUGAUGAUGAGGGUCGAAAAAAAGGGAAAUGGAUUGAGUUGUGGAAAUUUUAUAGCUUAUACUUCUAAGUAAUUUAUAGUGGUGAAUAUAACAUGAAUGGUAUCAAGAUUGGUAGAUGGGAUAUUAUGUAUAAAAGGCAUGAAAAUGAUCAAUAUAAAUAAAUGUAAUUAUUAUACAAGUAAAGGAAAAAUGAAGUGGUGGUGGAUUAUAUAAUUCAUAAGUAGAUUAGAAAAAGAUUGGAGAUUGGAUAGAAUUGGAGGAAGGGUUUUAAUAUUAGAAAUAAAUCACUUAUAAAGGUAAAUAUAAUUUGAAUGGUGUCAAGGUAGGUAGAUGGGAUAUCAUGUAUUGUAAAUAUGAUGAGAUUGAAUAUAAAUAAAUGUAAAUAUUAUUUAAGUAAAAAGGGGAAUAUAUAAACACACAGAGGUGGUGGAUUUUAUGAUCAUAUAGGAAUUUUAAUUGAUUGAUAAAAACUGA
Paramecium sonneborni is the source of this 730-nucleotide messenger RNA. The record is from the annotation of a GenBank genome assembly. NCBI's taxonomy places the organism in Eukaryota, Ciliophora, Oligohymenophorea, Peniculida, Parameciidae.